Molecule: messenger RNA, 498 nt
Organism: Ostertagia ostertagi
Lineage: Eukaryota; Metazoa; Nematoda; Chromadorea; Rhabditida; Trichostrongylidae
Source: the annotation of a GenBank genome assembly
AUGUUGAACGAGAUAACAGGAUCCAUGCCGGCGCAUGAGCCCAGGAUCACGGCAUGGAAAACCCUAGAGGAUUUGGAUAUCACAGCGGGUGCGGGUACUUUCAAGACAAAAUGGUAUCGCAAGCCUGCCAGCAAGAACAUACUAGUGCAUUUCACUUCAGCCCAUCCCUCAGGUACUAAGAAGGCCAUCAUUAGAAAUAUGGUGCACACGGCCUCAAAAGUUUCAUCAGGAGAUGAAGAGAAGGCGGAGUCGGUGAAAAAGGCGCUUUUCAUAGCGCGGGCGAAAGAACCAGUAGUAAUCUACACUAAACUGGCUGUUGAGAAUAACGCUCAAAUGCCCGUAAAGAUUCUGAAGUUGGAAGGUAACCAGAUUAGAAACGCGCAACUUCGCGACAUCGACGGGGAAACAUUAGGCUCUGAAAGUAGGGGAGCAAGCGUCAAGAAAACGGGAAAGCAAAAAGGCAUAGGAAACGAUAGAAAACGCGACACGUUACCAUAA